AAAGACUUUAAUACUCAUAUACCCCUUGUUCAUGAAUCUGUUUUUGAUUUGUCUUUCUUUCAUCUUUCUCUCGGCUGUUAGGCCCAUUGGCGCUGACCACGGAGGAUGGGAUACAGGGCAUGCCACCUUUUAUGGUGCCAUGGACGGCGGAGAAACCAUGGGUGGAGCUUGUGGAUAUGGCAACUUAUUUGAGCAAGGCUAUGGCCUUGAAACCGCCGCUCUGAGCACUGCCCUUUUUAACAGCGGCCUCAGCUGCGGCGCCUGCUUCCAAAUACUAUGCUUCAACGACAAACAAUGGUGCGCUCCCGGCUACAUCACCAUAACCGCCACCAACUUCUGCCCUCCCAACUACGCAAAACCCAACGACAAUGGCGGUUGGUGCAACCCUCCCUUAAAACACUUCGAUCUCUCCAUGCCAAUGUUCGUUAGGAUCACAAAGGACUAUCAUGCCGGCAUCGUCCCUGUCCUGUUCCGCCGCGUCCCUUGCCAUAAAAAAGGUGGGAUCAGGUUCCAGAUGCAAGGGAACCAGUGGACGCCAUUUGUUAUUAUCCUCAACGUCGGCGGCGCUGGGGAUGUUAGGGAGGUUUGGGUGAAAGGGGGAGGUGGGUGGUCGGCAAUGACCAGAAAUUGGGGACAAGUUUGGCAGACCUCGGAGAAGUUAGUAGGACAGACUGUUUCGUUUUCGGUGACCACGAGCGACGGGCGGACCGUGCAGUCGUUAAACGUGGUGCCGCCCAACUGGCAGUUUGGUCAGACUUUUGAGGGUAGCCAGUUUUAG
Messenger RNA from Phalaenopsis equestris, 778 nucleotides. RefSeq names its product expansin-A2-like. NCBI's taxonomy places the organism in Eukaryota, Viridiplantae, Streptophyta, Magnoliopsida, Asparagales, Orchidaceae. The transcript has 3 exons. Gene Ontology annotation, cellular component: extracellular region. Gene Ontology annotation, biological process: plant-type cell wall organization. The annotation marks the transcript as partial. The record is from RefSeq and is a predicted model, not a curated record.